Molecule: messenger RNA, 1604 nt
Organism: Drosophila erecta
Lineage: Eukaryota; Metazoa; Arthropoda; Insecta; Diptera; Drosophilidae
Product: chaperone protein DnaJ
Exons: 2
Coding region: 141-1493 (450 amino acids)
Biological process (GO): protein folding; mitochondrion organization; negative regulation of apoptotic process
Cellular component (GO): mitochondrion
Molecular function (GO): heat shock protein binding
Source: RefSeq, a predicted model, not a curated record
AACAUUUGUCAAACUUUCACACAAUAUCUGGGUCACAAUCCCAUAAAAUAACCAGAAAUAAUACAACUUAAAAAUCUAGUUAGGAUUUUCACUUAUAUAUUUAAGACACACGGUUGCAUACUUCGUUACGCGAUAAAAAAAUGUUUCGUUUAAAAGUAUUUCGCAGUCCCGGAGACCUAUUAAGCACUUUAAUCUGCGGAGCGACAACCGAGAGCUGCAGGAGCACGGCAAUAUCUUGCCUGGAGUUGCAACGUUCUCCCACGGUCGCCGCCUGCUGGAUCUGGAUGCGGUUGAUUAGUCAAUAUCAGUUCAGGACCACAAAACCGGCCUACUAUCCAGAUCGCCAGCGGGAGGCGAAGCGAAAUGCAGCGGGAGCCGCGCCUCAACAGGUGUCAUCUCCGGCCGUUAAGGCCUCUCAAAGCCGAGGCAUGCCCAAGGACUACUACUACAAAGUAUUGGGCGUCAACAGGCACGCCACCAUCCAGCAGAUCAGAUCAGCCUUCUAUGCGCUAGCCAAGCGUUAUCAUCCCGACUCCACGCACUCGGAACAAAAGCUGAAGCACUUCCAGGAGCUGUCCAACGCGUACAACAUCCUAACGGACGAGACGAAACGUUUGGAGUACGAUCAGCUGGGCGGGAUUAAGGAUGAGCGCGCUUUUCUCGAACAGGCGGGCAAUCCCAUGAAUGUGAGCACCGAGGAGGUCAAGAAGUUCGAUUCGGAUAAGACGGUAAAUGACGAGAUAAACAAACUGAAGACCAACGAGUUCGAUCUUCCACUUGAAUUCCUUGAAGCGGCAGUGGGAUGCAAGAAGCGGAUAGAGCUGCGCUACCUGCGGAAGUGCGAGACCUGCAAGGGCAAGUCCCAACUGAUGGCGCAUCGGGAUGUGGGCAAGGAGCCCUGCCGGCGAUGCAAUGGAACUGGAAAGGUAACGACCAAAACGCCAACCUUCACAUCAGUGAACACUUGCACGCAGUGCAAAGGCAAGCGGUUCACGAAUCGCAACGACUGCGAAACCUGUUCGAAUCGGGGCUUUGUGAUUUCCAGCGUGGACGUUAUGGUCUCGGUGCCUUCCGGAUCCCGGGACGGAGAUGUGGUGAACCUUAUUAAUCCGGAAACCAAGCAGCAGGUCACCUACCGCUUGACGGUUCCAUGUAGCGACUAUUUCCGUCGCGUUGGAAAUGACAUUCUAACCGACAAGCACCUAAACAUCUCGGAGGCCAUCCUGGGCGGAUCCUUUCAGAUACGGAGUCUGUACGAAAGCGUGGAACUGCGGGUGGAGCCUGGCACCCAAUCCCAUACCCAAGUGGUGCUCAAGGGCAAGGGGGUACGCUCCAACGAGGGCGUGGGUAACCACAUCGUCACGCUAAAGGUGCGCAUUCCGCGAAAUCUAUCCGUAAAGCAACGCCAACUGGUUUUGGCCCUGUCCCAGGCAGAGGAUCCGGUUUUCGAGCCCAAGACCAAAGGCACGGAGACGGGCAAUUUGAGCCCCUAAAAUUCUCAAUGUACAGGCUUCAUUGCGGUUACAAUAUAUUGUUAAACACGAAUAUUGAUUGUUUGGUGUUGAUUUGCUUGGGUUGCCUUGCCUUUUUUAUGUUGAUGCCCC